Molecule: messenger RNA, 1743 nt
Organism: Prorocentrum cordatum
Lineage: Eukaryota; Dinophyceae; Prorocentrales; Prorocentraceae
Source: the annotation of a GenBank genome assembly
AUGAAUGAGAACAUCUUGUAUUCUGCGCAUCCGCUGGUGGACCAGCACCCGCUGGGGUCCACAAGGGUUAUGAGCCCAAAUGCGAUGACAUCGACACCACCAUGGAUUAUUCGGGCGUGCCAGUCGUGCGGCGACUACUUGCACGGCCCGAGCGUCCAGUGCGAGAGCUGCGGCGGGCAGGUUCACUCGCACUGCGUGGGCGUGCGCGCAGGCAUCGUGGUGUGCUACGCCUGCGUGCACGACUUUGACGCAGCCCGUGCGCAGGCGCGCUUCCAGGCAUCUGCCCAGGGCCUGGGCAGUGCCAUGGGCUGCGGCGGCGCGUUGGCAGGCCGGGCGAUCAGAGCAGCUGCGACGGGCGCGCUGGGCGGCGCUGCGCGGCUCGCGAUAGGGGCUGCCCAAGGAGCGAGGUCGGCGCUCGGAGGCCUGACGGCCGCGCCACUGUUCCUUCAGGCCUCGUCUUCGGCGCCUCUGCCGUUGGUCGAGGAGUACGACAUCUCCGACGCUGGGUCCGGCCGCGAGGUGCCCACGCACGGCGAGUCUGGACAGGACGUGUCCUCAGAGCUUCUUGCAGAGCUCAGGUCCAUGCGUGCAGAGAUGAGGGCGCUGCGCGCUGAGAAUGAGCAGCUGCGCGCCGAUGCUGCGAGCGCCGUGUCCGCGCGUUCAGGGGCCUCUGUCAGCCCCGAGGCCUUCGGGGCAGGUGGUGGAGUCGACGUCCAGCAGGGGCAUGGCGCCACAGACGUCGACGAGCUCUACGACCAGUCCUGGAGUGCGGCCGCUGCGACGACCCUCCUGGACUUCGUGGUGAUCGAGGUCGUCAUGAUGGGCGAGAAGAUCAGCAGGAUGGAGGGGGCGAUGAAAUUGUUGGAGGUGCUCCCCAACAGCCGCCUCAAGCAGGUGCUGCAGGAACAGGCUCGGGCGGCAGGCCAGGGCCGAUCCAGGGUUCGAGCGGCGACCCUGGCGCAGCAGGCAGCGGCCCUGCUGGCAGCUACCCAGGGUCCGCGGCCCCAGGAGUCGGACUCGGACCAGGUGGAUUUCUUCACGGAUUCGGUGGGCCCGGCGCCCCAGGAGGCGGGUUCGGGCCAAGUGGGCAGCCUCGCGGCUUUGGUGGACCUGGGGGCCCUGGCGGUGGAGGCUUCGGAGGACCAGGGGGCGAACGUGCUGGCCAGGAUCAAGGCCUCCGACUUGCCCGUGCUGUCCUUCGGCAAGGAGUGCAGUGCGGGCCAGAAGGCGGCCAUCUUCGACAGGCGGCUGCAGCGGAUCACCCUCGACCUGGGGGGCCUCCAUCAUUCGAUCGAGGCCUACUGGGCGCGCGUGGUGGCGGUGGUCAGCGAGCCGGUGAGUUGGAUCGCGGCGGAGGCUGAGGCGAUCAACUUCAACUUUAGCAGUUGUGAGCUUCGCCUUCGAGGUCUUCUUCUCCACCUCAUGCCUGCUGGCGUCGCGUCGCCGUGCCUUGCGACGAGGAUGACUUCGACCGUGGACAUUCUGUUCGGCGCCUUCGUGGAGGCAGGGCCCGGGACCUUUGCCGACAAGGACUACGCCCUCGACGCGGUCUCGAAGGGGCGCGCCGUCGAGAAGCAGAACACCUACGAGGAGCUACAGCGCUGGAUGCUGAUCGUCACGCGGUUGGCCUCCCUCGGCGUGAACGCGCCAGACCCUUCGGUGCAGCUCACGACCUUGAAGACGAUCGUGGCGAAGAUGGUGGAGAGCGACCAGGAGGUGAAGCACAGGUACUAUGGCUUCCUG